UUGAAGAAAAUAACUAAAAAUGGCAAGUAAAAGACUGGAAGAGUCCAUGGGAGCAGUUCAGAUGGGGUUAGUGAAAAUGCUCAAAGGAUUCAAGAGCAAAGUUUUGCCACCCCUGAAUCCAAAGGUUGUUACAGAAGAAGAAGUGAACCAAAUGCUGACACCCUCAGAGUACUUAAAGGAAAUGUCCCUCACCACCGAGCAGAGGCUGGCCAGUACACAUACGAUCUGCCGACCGCAGAUCAUCGAACUCUUAGAUAUGGGAGAAACAACACACCAAAAGUUUUCAGGAAUUGACCUCGAUCAAGCAUUAUUCCAACCCUUUCCAUCAGAAAUUAUAUUCCAGAACUAUACUCCCUGUGAAGUCUAUGAGGUUCCACUGGUUUUGAGGAACAAUGAUAAAAUUCCACGGAUGGUGAAAGUUGUAGAAGAAAGUUCACCUUACUUCAAAGUUAUCAAGCCUAAAGAGAUUGGCAACAAGGUGGCCCCAGGGGUGCCAUCCACAUUCCGAAUCCUCUUCACACCAGAGGAGAACAAGGAUUAUGCCCAUAUGUUGACCUGCAUCACUGAAAGAGAGAAGUUUAUCGUGCCCAUCAAAGCCAGAGGUGCGCGAGCCAUCCUGGACUUCCCCGACAAGCUGAAUUUUUCCACUUGCCCCGUCAAGUACAGCACUCAGAAGAUCCUGCUGGUACAGAACAUUGGCAACAAAGAUGCUGUGUUUCACAUCAAAACCCGAAGGCCGUUCUCUGUAGAACCAACUGUCGCUACUCUUGACGUGGGAGAGUCCAUGCAGCUGGAAGUGGAGUUUGAGCCGCAGAAUGUGGGCAAUCAUAGCGAAAGACUGCUCGUGUAUUAUGACACAGGCGAAAAGGUGUUUGUGUCUCUCUAUGGAGCUGCCGUGGACUUGAACAUAAGGCUGGACAAGAAUUCUUUGAUCAUCGAGAAGACCUACAUCUCUCUCUCCAGUCAGCGAACUGUAACCAUUCACAACCGCAGUAACAUCAUUGCCCAUUUCCAGUGGAAGGUAUUCGCCACCCAGGAAGAAGAGGAAAGAGAAAAGAAUAGGGUGUGCAGUGAUCUGAACAAGGAGGAGAAGAAGGAGACGGACACAUUCCUGGAAGAGUGCAUCGUUGACCCUUCACUCCGAGAGCAUCUUUCCAUUCUCUCCCGCACCUUCAAGAAUCAAAGGAUGCUGGUCCAGGAGGACAGCAUGUUCUUCCUGGAUAACAUCUUCACAAUCGACCCCCUGGAAGGUGAUGUCUGGCCCAACUCGUCAGCGGAAGUUACAGUGUACUUCAGCCCCCGAGAAGCCAGGCUCUACCAGCAGACCAUUUACUGCAACAUUUCAGGCCGGGAGAUCCGUCUGCCUCUCCGGAUCAGAGGGGAAGGCAUGGGGCCCAAGGUGCACUUCAACUUUGAAUUGCUGGAUGUAGGAAAAGUUUUCCUUGGCUCUGUACAUUGCUAUGAGACGAUUCUGUACAACAAAGGCAGCAUCGAUGCCCUUUUCCACCUGAUCCCUCCAGCGUCAGCCUCGGGGGCCUGCUUUGUUUUCUGCCCCAAAGAAGGCAUCAUCGUACCAGAUGGAGUCCAAGCCGUGCAGAUCUCCUUCAGCCCUGCCAUCCUGGGGCACUUUGAGGAGGAGUUCCUGGUCCAUGUCAAUGGGUCACCUGAGCCUGUGAAAUUGACCAUCAGAGGCUGUGUCAUUGGGCCUACCUUCCACUUCAACGUGCCCGCGCUUCACUUCGGUGAUGUUUCCUAUGGGUUCUGUUACACCUUGAUGUGCUCACUCAAUAAUACUUCUUUGGUUCCUAUGACUUUCAAACUGCGCAUCCCUGGGGAUGGUCAUGGCCGUCCAAGCAUUUCAAAUUGUGAGCUGAGCCCAGACCACCAAGGGCUGGCUGGAGCCAAGGAAGAAGGACCCACAAUGAAACCGAAAGAAUUCACCAUCACCCCCAGCUCCGGCACCAUUCGCUCCCAAGGAUUUGCUGCUAUUAAGGUGACCCUAUGCUCCAACACUGUGCAGAAAUAUGAGCUGGCACUGAUGGUGGAUGUGGAGGGCAUUGGAGAAGAGGUCCUGGCACUCUUAAUUACAGCCAGGUGCAUUGUACCUACCCUCAAGUUGGUUGAGGAAGAGGUGGACUUUGGGCGCUGCUUUCUGAAGUACCCAUAUAAGAAAACGAUCCAGCUUGUCAAUUGUGAUGAUCUCCCAGGGUACUAUGAGGUCCUGCCUCAGGUGUAUGGCAGUGAACCUGCUGUGCUGCUGUCCAGCCCCGCCCCAUGUGGGAUCAUCCCUCCCCACAGCACUGCGCACAUCCCACUGGUCCUGGAGACCCAGGUCAUCGGAGCACACAGAUCCACAGUUUACAUCUCUGUCUUUGGGAGCCCAAACCCUCCAAUGGCUUGUUACCUAAAAAGUGUUGGAGAUGGCCCAGUUAUCUACGUACAUCCCACCCAAGUUGAUUUUGGCAAUAUCUAUGUCCUAAAGGACUCUUCCAGAAUUCUCAACCUAUCUAACCAGUCCUUCAUUCCUGCGUUAUUUCGGGCACGCAUGGCACGCAAAAAAUCUCUUUGGACCAUUGAACCCACUGAAGGCAUAGUUCCCCCAGAAGCUGAUUUUCAAUUGGCGGUGACUGCCAACCUGGAUGAUGUAAUGAUAUUCAAGGACACAGUCAUCUUGGACAUUGAAAACAGCAACACCUAUCGGAUUCCAGUCCAGGCCUCCGGCAUUGGCUCCACUAUUGUAUCAGAUAAGCCCUUUGCUCCGGAACUCAACCUGGGGGCACAUUUUAGCCUAGAGCCUCAUUACUACCACUUCAAGUUGACCAAUAAGGGACGUCGAGUCCAACAGUUGUUCUGGAUGAAUGAUGACUUCUGUCCACAAGACAAGCUGAAAAAGAAGGAACAGGUUAAGAAGAGAUACGCCAAAGACCAGCUCCAGCCGCGGCCCCAGGGCUGCCAGAAGCCUGGGAACUCCACAUACAGACCUGUGUUUCAGCUCCAGCCCGUCAGGAUGGAGCUGCAUCCAGGCCAGACCAUCGAUGUAACCCUGGAAGGCUAUUCUGCUGUCCCAAGGAUGGUCCGUGAAAAACUGGUGUGCCACGCUGUCAUCGGGACCCAGAAAGGGAAGAGCCUGGUGAUGACCGUGACUGUCAUCUGUGAGUUUGUCGCACCUGUUAUCCAGCUCUCCACCAAGCAGCUCGUUUACCGCCUGGAGAAGAAACCUAACACUAUCCUGGAACCGGACUACAAGCCCGUGGUCAUUAAGAACGUUUCCACCUUGCCCGUGAAUGUGUUGCUCUCUACAGGCGGACCUUUCUUUCUGUGUGAGAAUGAUAAGUCCCUGCUGCCCUCCACCCCUGAGCCCUUUAAAAUGGAUGUUGGAGGAGAAAAGAGCCUACUGGUCAAGUUUGACCCUUCCUACAGAAACGAUCUGAACAACUGGGUGGCAGAGGAAGUGCUGGCCAUUAAGUACAUGGAGCACCCACAGGUAGACAGCCUGAGCCUGCGUGGGGAAGUUCACUACCCCAACCUCUGCUUUGAACAAAUGGAGGUGGAUUUUGGUUGCAUCCUGAACGACACUGAGGUCAUCCGCUACGUCAGAAUCACCAACUGCAGCCCCCUGGUGGUGAAGUUCCGCUGGUUCUUCCUGAUGGACGACGAGGAGAACCAGAUAAGGUUUGUGACAUGGCCGAGGAAACCCCUCGGUAACCUCCUGUCCCGCAUAGAAUCCAUCCCAGUAACAUCAACAUCUGCCAGCCUAGCAGCAGCCCCAGCGACCACAGAGUCCACCGAGAUGGAUUUAAGUGAUUCUGUCAAGACCACGCUAGGAGACGAUGACGACGGCCCUGAAGAAGGAGAACCCAGAAAGAACAACAUGUUCACCACCAUCUCAGAUGGAGUAAAGCCUUGCUCUGCCGAAACAGAAAGGACCCAGAGCCAAAUGGAUUGUCCAGAAUCCCUGUGGAUCCUUGAACGGGAUGACAUACUUUCCAUCGGGAUAGAAGAAGUGUUUGACAUCUUGCCCCUGUACGGAGUGCUGCAGCCACACAGCAGCCAUCAGAUCUCUUUCACCUUCUACGGGCACUGUGACAUCGUGGCCCAGGCCAAGGCACUGUGCAAGGUGGAAGAAGGGCCCACAUAUGAGAUAACACUAAAAGGAGAGGCAUCCAUAAUCAACUACUCCUUUGACACCACAGAUAUUAACUACGGAUUGCAGCUGUUUGACCACGUCACAGAGCGUGAAAUCAGGCUGACAAACCUCGGGAAGGUCGGCUUUGACUUCAAGGUCCUGACCGACCAUCAGUCUUCACCCGAAGUCCUCCUGCCUGGAGUGCCAUUCAUCCAGCCUUUCUCGGGCUUUAUCGGUUCGCAUGAUGAGCAGGUGUUGAAGAUUUCCUACCUACCUGGAGUACCUGAGGUAUUUCAAAGAAGUUUCCAGAUCCAGAUUGCCCACCUGGACCCAGAACACAUCACCAUCAGUGGAGAGGGAAUUUUUCCUCGAAUCAGCCUUGAUCUCCCCAGGAAUCUCAGAGGUGUUGAAAAGUACGAAACCUUCUUGAAUCAGGCCAGAGCAAACGUAGAGAAGGAGUACAGCAAAUGUGAAACCUUGGAUCACUUUGAGAUACUGGCUGAAGAAAUGGCUGAGGAUGAGUCUACCAAGCUGAGUGCUCAUCUCCAGAUGGAAGUGGAGCGACUUAUAGUCCAGAACUAUGCCCUGGAAUGUCAGAAAACAGCCGUUCCUGACCCUGCGGAUGACACGUGCUUCAGUCACCGGAAUCGCCGCAGGCUAGCCAAAAUCCAGCUGCCAGAGUAUAUCCUAGAUUUCGGCUACAUUGUCCUUGGUGACGUCCGAACCCACACCAUCAAGAUCAUCAAUACCAGUUACUUUCCCGUGUCGUUCCAUGCAGAAAAGCGUGUCCUCCAUGACACAGGCUUCAGUACUGAACUGGAUCGUGUAAAGAACCUGCCUUAUGGUGAAACAGAAACAUUUGAAGUGAGAUUUGACCCACAAGGGGCUAACCUUCCUAUUGGAAACAAAGAAGUCAUUCUGCCCAUCAAGGUGGUUGGAGGGCCCACAGUCCACAUCUGCCUACAAGCCAAGCUGGCCAUCCCAAAUAUGACACUGUCCUGUGGGAAAGUGGAUUUUGCCUCAAUACAGUGUGGACAGUGCAUGGUGGAAACAGUGCAGCUUUCCAAUCACCUCCAAGUCCCUUGUGAGUGGUUUGUCCACACCCAGAAGCCUGUUAGCAAGCUGGACAAACACAUGCCAAGGUACUUGAGACGGAAAGUGCAUCCUGAAUUAAAGCAAAUGGCACAGAUCUUUGAGAUCCAGCCCACAUCUGGAGUUUUGGAUCCCGGUGAGAAGUCCAAUGUGCAAGUGAAAUUCAUGCCAAAGGAAGAGAAAUUCUAUAGCCAAACCCUGAUGUUCCAGAUUGGCCAGAGUGCUCAGAAACUCACGCUGCUGGCCCAGGGACAAGGUCUGCAGCCACGCCUGGAGUUCAGCCCCUCGGUGCUGGAGCUGGGGCCGCUGCUGCCUUACUCACCGGGGGACGAGGGCGAGGUGGUAGUGAGGAACCCCUGCAGCUUUCCCAUUGAGUUUUACUCCUUAGAGUUCGACCAGCAGUACCUACUAGAAGAGAAGAUCUUGCGAAAGCUGAAGGGCUACGACUCCUGCAACAACUUGCUGAUGCCUCCGCGUGACCCAGGGGAGAAGCUGCCCGUGGAAGUGUACGAGUACUUCAAGGAGCUCAAGAGGUCGAAAGAGGAGCAGAUGAAGGCCAAAUACUUGGACAAUUUGGGACCAGAUGACGAAGAUAUUUUCUCAUCAGAAACGGGCACCUCACCCAGCACGAAAAGGACAUCCCUCAGCCAAGGGGUCUCGGCCACAUCCAACCUGGGAGAGCGGCCCCCUCUGGCCGAUUCCAAAACCUUCCCGGAUGAAGAUGAAGAUGAGGAUAGCCUGGAAAAAAUCGUGUUUCAAACCGACAAGAUUCAAAGCAUAGACAGCCACUCUGCCGACGAAGUGGGAGAGGUGGACAACAACCCCGUGAACAGGGCGAUCGCACGCCACAUGGGUGUCGACAUCUCCGCCGAAGGCCGCAUGGCCAAGAACCGCAAGGGCAUCGCCAUCAUCGUCCACGGGACGCCCCUGUCAGGGAAGACAGUCAACGCCAUCAGUGUGGCCAAGCACUACCACGCAGCCUGCUUGAACAUUGACUCCGUCGUGGUGGAAGCCAUAUCUGACAGCAGUAACGUCCCAGGGAUCCGGGCGCGCGAGCUCUGCAUCAAGGCCGCCAUCGAGCAGUCCAUGAAGGAAGGCGAGGAAUUUGCCCAGGAGACAUAUCUGAGCCAAAACAUCCUGGGCCAAACACGUCUAAGCUCUGAGAACUUGGGCAAGCUUACAUCUGAUAUCACCGUGUUGACCCCAGAGCUGAAGCCCGGGAAGAGUGUGCGUGGCAGUGUGAUGCUGCCCAAAGGCAAGGUGGACAGCCAUGGCUCUGGGUCACAGAAGCAGCACCACUCGCACCAGUCCGACACGCCGCAGGUACCAAUUUCCUGCAGCCCUCUCCUCCCAGGACCCACCCCACGGCGGCUCAGCGUCAGCGCCAGCGUGGGAGGUGAGACGGGGCUGGUGAGCUGUGUGCUCCCUGAGGACCUUCUCGUGCAGAUCCUGGCCGAACGGAUACAGAUGAGUGACUGUUUCCGCGGAGUGGUAUUCGAUGGCCUGGACACCCUCUUUGCCCGGAAUGGGACGGCUGCCCUCCUCUGCCUGCUGAAGGCCAUCGGCAACCGGGAGCACAUAUACGUCAUCAACAUGGCCCAAGAUUACACGGCCAUGAAGGCCCAGGAAAAGGCCAAAAAGGAGCAAGAAGAACACAAGCGCCGGGAAGCAAUUCAGAGAGAGAAGGAGCGCCUCCAGAAUAUGGAUGAGGACGAGUAUGACGCCCUGACAGAGGAGGAGAAAAUGGCAUUUGAUCGAGAAGUUCAGCGGGCACUCCAGGAGAGGAAGAAGAGGGAGCUGGAGAGGUUGGCCAAGGAGAUGCACAGGAAGAAGCUGCAGCAAGAGCUCGAGCGCCAAAAGGAGGAAGAAGAAUUGAAGCGGAAAUUCAAGAAACCAAAGCAGGGACCAGGAAAGGAGGAGCCCCCCGGGAAGAAGCCUCAGGCAGCGAAUAAGCAGGUUCUUUCUUCUACCAAAGCAGACGUCAAGAUGGAAUCCCUCGAAAGGAAAGUGUCCGUGAGGGAGCAAGCAGCGGCCGAGAAGGAGGACCCCAGCAAGAAGAAGAAACUCCUGACCGACAGCAGCAUUGCAGGGUUUCCCAUCGGCCAGGAGCAAGAAGACAGCGAAGGCGACUUCCCCAAGGAUGGUGAUAAGCAGUUGGCCCAGAGGUUCAAGUCCUAUGAGUUGAGUCUGAAGGACAUCCAGAACCUUCUUGCCUACUGGGACCGGAAGCAAGGGAUCCCACUGCACCAGGCAUGGAUAGAGGAGGUUCCCCACGAGCCGGAUGACCAGCGCCAGGUCCCUUCAGCAGGAGGGGGGCGUCGGGGCCGCAAGGAGCGGGAGCGGGAGCGCCUGGAGAAGGAGCGAGCCGAGAGGGAGCGCCAGGAGCGGGAGAAGGCCGAACGGGAGCGCCUAGAGAAGCUGCGGGCCCUGGAGGAGCGCAGCACGGAUGAGGGGGAGGGCGAGGAGGACCGUGAAGGCAAGAAGGACCUGGGCGUGCCGUUCAUCCACAUCCAGGUUCUGGACUCAGAAGGCUCGAGCUGGAAGCAGGCCCUGGAGAGCGACAAGCUCCCCAAGGAAGAUCAGAUCCUAGAGCUCCUGGGUCUGGGUUCCUGCGGACCGCCCAUCCCUCCACCCACCUUGUUCUCAGUCAUCUCCUACCCAGUGAAGCGGCUGCCUCCUGCCACCACAGACAUCAUGAAGCACUUUGUGUUUGUGAACCCACCCUCUGACGAUCUCUCUCUGAUGGAUGAGAAAACAGAAGCAGACAUAGAAGCAGAUCUCUUAAGCGCCGCCAUCACCCUGAAGGUUGCAGAGGAGCAGGCCACCUCGUCCAGAGGGGGCAAACAGAAAAUAAAAGAAAAAGCAGACCAAAAUCGCGACUCUCAGAAGGACAAGCGCCGCAUGCCCUUCAACAGGAAAGGCAUUUCUGGCGGAGCGACUGGGACGAUCGCCCCUCUGUCAGACAUAGACCAGAACAACUUCAGCGGGCAGCACUCCCAGGAGAAAUUCAGCAGGCUAAGUCACUUCCGGUGGAUCGUGCCGGCCAAUGGUGAAGUCACACUGCGAGUGCACUUCUAUUCCAACGACGUUGGGAACUUUGACCAAAUGUUUAACUUUGAGAUCCUUGGAACUCGCUGCCAGUACCAGCUGUAUUGCCAAGGUGUCUGCACCUUUCCAUACAUUUGUCAAGACCCAAAACUAGUGUUCCCUCAGUGCCGAAAGGACAUGAAGACAAACGAAGUCGUCUUUAAGAAGUACAUUGUGAGCAUGGAGAGGUAUUACUUCGGGCCACUGCUCUGUGGAAAAUCAAGAGAUAAAUACAAGUCUUCCUUGUUCCCAGGCAACGUGGAAACACUGACAAUCCUCAACAACUCCCCUAUGAUAGUGGAAGCGUUCUUCUGCUUUCAGAAUGAUGUCAGAGCCAGCACCUACUUCCUGGAGCCCAUGAACAUGACCCUGAAGCCCAACGAGAAGCAGAUACUAAACGUGUGGGCCUACCCUACUGCAGUCGGGACCUUUGAAGACAGCAUCGUCUGCUGCAUCAAGGAGAACCCAGAGCCCGCCAUCUUCAAGUUAAGCUGCCAGGGAAUCCGCCCAGAACUAGAGCUAGACCCCAGGCAGUUGCAUUUCGACCGGCUCUUGCUGCACAGGAAAGAAUCCAAGGUCGUCCUCCUCCGCAACGCCUUGCCGCUGCCAGUGGCCUGGCGGAUCACCAGCCUGGAGCACCUGGGCGACGACUUCACCGUGUCCCUGACCCAGGGCAUCAUCCCCCCAAGGGCCGAGUAUGGCCUGCACGUGCACUUCCAGCCCUCCAAACCCGUCAACAUCAAGAAAGCCAUCCGGCUGGAGGUUUUAGAUGCAGAAAAUCUUGUUGGUGUCGUUCAGAUCGAAAACAUCCUGAUCUUUGCAGAGUCCUAUGACAUCGCCUUGGACAUCACCUUCCCCAAAGGCGCUGAAGGAGGACUUGACUUUGGCACUGUGAGGGUCCUGGAAGAGGUGAAGCAGCCCCUACAGCUGAAGAACCGUGGGAAAUAUGAGAUCAUCUUCAGCUUUUCUGUGGACUCCGCAGGGAUUUCUGUGACCAACCUAAAUUCCAUGAUCUCAGUCCAACCCAAGAAGGGCUCACUAACCACAACAGAGAAGCCCACAAAUGUCCAGGUGUUCUUUUGUGCAAAAAAGGAAGUGAGGAUAGAACAGCAGCCCAUUUUGCGUUGUCAGAUUGUUGAGCCCAAUAUGGCAGAAGGAGGUGAGGUCAUCGCCAAUAUCCCCAUUAAGUUUUCUGUGAAUGCAGUGUACUCCAAGUACAACAUCAGCCCCUCGUCCAUCAUCAACUUUGGGGCCUUAAUCUGUGGCACACGUAAAAGCACCACAUUCACCAUAGAAAAUCAAGGCAUCAUCGACUUCAAGUACGCCCUGUACAGGAUGACGGGGGAGAACCCUACUCAUCAGAAGAAAGUAGCCGCCCACAUUAGGCAUGUAAGAACCCGGGAAAGUGAGAGUUUCUACAAGAGUGGCACUAAAGCUGCCAAGUUCUCGGAUUCAAUUCAGAAAGAAGUAAACAUCACGAACCAGGCCCGCUUCUCCCAUGGCAUGUUCACUGUGUACCCUGGGUUUGGCACUGUCCCUGCCGGAGGCCAGCAGGUGAUCACUGUGGACUGUGUAGCAGAUCCCGUGGGAAGAUGUGAGGAAUUCAUUGUCAUCGACAUCACAGACCGAGACCCUACCGACCAGCCAAGUGGCAUCACCUACACACUGCUGGCUGAAGCCUGUCUACCAGCCUUUGUCACCGACAACAAUUCCUCCAUAUUUGAGGAGCACCAGAUCUGCACCAGCCCCAACCUGUUCCACAUCCUGCAAACCAUUGAGAGUGGGGGCCUGUUUGUGGAGGAUGAAAACAAGUUCAUCUUCUGUAACGUCCUGGUGGGCCACCAGGCCAAGGCACGCUUCAAGAUCAGCAACGUGGGCAAGAUUGCCUGUGAUGUCAACAUUGUAGUUAAGCCAAUCUCCAAUAAGGCCAUCAACCGUAUCAUUGACAUCUUUGAAGUGGAACCCAGUAAAAUGUGUGUGGGCAGCCGCUCCCAUGCCUUCGCCACAGUGUCCUUCACCCCACAGACCAUGCAGACGUACCAAUGUAUCUUUGAGGCCACCUUGGACGGCUUGCCCAGCAACCUGGCCAGGAACCGAGGCCUUGUGUUUGACAUCUUUGGUGAGGGGACCCUCCCCCGAGUGACGGUGGUGCGGCCAAUCCUCCACAACCAGUACGGAAACCCCAUGCUCCUCUUCAAGAGGCUCCAGCUCGGCCACUCAGAGAAACUGCCACUCAUCCUCAAAAACAACGGCACCAUCCCUGCGCAGCUGCAUGUUGACCUGCAGGACCCGUUAGGAGUCUUCUCGCUCAAAGGGAGGCCCACAACCACCUACAUCUACAUCAUAGAAGAAAACAAACCAAAUGAAAAAGCAAAGAAAGCUCACACAGCCUCGCUGGUGGUUUCCCCUGGAGAUAAAGCCGAAUUCGAAGUCUUCUUCCACUCCCAAAAGGUUGGCAGGAUGACAGGCACCAUCCACCUGUCUGUGAUCAACAACCAAUAUGAGGAGACCAUCAUCUACAUGGUGGGGGAAGGCUACGAGGAUGACAUCACCCUGGACAACAUCCACGGGCUGGUGGCCGCCGCCAGCCAAGAGAUCUCAGCUGGCACUGAGAUCAUAGAGUUCUCCGAGGAAAAUGCCAUGGAUGACUUGGUGGCAGCCGCCCUGGUGGACCACAUCCAGUUUGGGGACUGCCACAUUGGCUGCGUGUAUAACGUGAGCUUCACGGUUACUAACCACAGCCAAGUGAACAUGAUACGGUUUGAGUGGCCUCUCUUAGCGACAAUUUCUUUCUCCCCCCAGAUGGGCCACCUCCACCCUGGAUGUGCCAAGGACAUAGUUGUGACCAUGAAGUCAGACGUGCCCAUCAACCUAAGAAAGAUGGGAAUCAAGUGCAAGCUCUCCAGGAUCAUGUUUCAGCUCCCUUCAGACCAGAUCCCCGACUGGGAUGAUCGCAUGCGCACAGUCAAGUGGGUGGAUGUGCCCAAGAACACACCUGGGACGUUCACCAUGAAGCGCAAAGUGGUUGAGACGGACCCCGAGCCUGCCCACUCAGUGCUGGAAGAGAACUACCGCGACCUGCAGCUGCAGAUCAGCGCCAACGUGGACUUCGCCUCCUACCAGUGCCAGACGAAUGACAUAUGCUUUAAGGAAACGCUGGUUUACCAGACCCGAGUAUUUGAGCUUGACCUGGUUAACUCAGGACGUGUUCAGCUGGAAUUCAGCUGGGUCUCAGAAGAUGCUGCAAAGGCCGUCAGCUUUGCAAUGCCAGGAAACCAAGGUUCUGUGCAGAAAGACCAGCUUAGUCAAAUCACACUGCACACGAGCAGCACUCAAGACAGCAGCGUGGAGAACUGGAUGGAAAGUUCUCUGUCACCCUUCUCUGUGGAGCCCUCCUCAGGCAUUGUACCUGUGGGGAAGACGCAGAAACUCAAAGUGAAAUUCUCCCCGCUGGACCCUGGAGACUUUGAGAGCACCCUUUACUGCCAGAUUCCCAACCUGCCACCUGGAGUGCAGGGUCCAGUCCUAGUAGCAAAAGGGCGGAGCUUCUUGCCUGUUUGCCACUUCGACUUAAAAGACUCUGACUACAUCAGCGGUCACCGGCGCAACCCAGAGCUCCGAGGGUCUGGGGCUGCACCCCUGGACCCGAACACUCGAGUGAUCGAGUUCAACAGUGUGGGCAUAGGAGGGAAGAAUCUCCGGACCUUUACAAUCCUGAACCUGACCAAUAGCACCUACUCCUUCUUUUGGCUCUCUGAAGAACCUGAAAGUCUCCAGAACCCUCCAGCCUUCACGUGCCUCACAGAGAAGGGCCUCAUCCACCCAGAGAAGAAGGCAGAGAUUGUUUUCCAGUUCACCCCUUUCCACCUGGACAUCACUGAAGCACUGUGGACUUUCUUAAUUCCCGAACACAACAUCUCCGUCCCCUUCCUGCUGGUAGGCAAAACCACGGAUCCUCUCAUCUCUCUUGACAAGUCACACCUCAACUUCAGUGCCCUCCUCAUCGGCCGAGAGGCUCGGGAGACGGUGCAGAUCAUCAACAAGGAGGAACAGGGCUUCAGCUUCGCCAUCCAGGAUGACUCGCGCUACUCCGAAGGUUUCAGCAACAGCCUAGUGGUCUGCCCCAUGGAAGGCUGGAUCCCGCCGCUGUCCAGGUUCCCAAUUGAUAUUUUCUUCACACCAAAGCAGGAAGGAGAUGUGAACUUUAAUUUGAUCUGCAAUGUUAAAAAGAAAGUUCACCCUCUAACACUGAAUGUCAAGGCUGAGGGCUACACCAUGAACGCAGAGGUCAAGUGCAAGGACAGGGCUGGGACCAUCACCCUCUUGACUCCCAACCAGACCAAUGUUAUCAACUUCUAUGAGGUGGAGUUAAAUGAAUGUGUCCAGUGCGAAUUCAGUUUCAUCAACACUGGCAAGUUCAACUUCAGCUUCCAGGCUGAGCUGUCUGGCUCCAAGGCCCUGCUGCAGUACUUGGAAUUCUCACCCAUCGAUGGCACCGUGGAUGUCGCACAGACUGUCCCUGCCACCCUGUCCUUCCAGCCGUUUAAGGAUUGCGUUUUAAAGGGCCUAGAACUCAAAAUCAAGAUCAGCCACGGCCCCGUGUUCCUGUGCAGCAUUGCAGGCUGCGCCGUGAGCCCAGCUGUCCAUUUCUCCUUCACCAGCUACAACUUUGGGACCUGCUUCAUCUACCAAGCCGGGAUGCCUCCCUACAAACAAACUCUGGUCAUCACCAACAAGGAAGAGACCUCAAUGAGCAUAGACUGUUUAUACACCAACACCACCCAUCUUGAGGUGAACUUCCACGUGGACGUGGUCAAACCAGGAAAGACACUUGAGAUUCCAAUCAUCUUUUAUCCCCGAGAAUGCAUCAACUACCGGGAACUCAUCCCCUUUGAAAUUAAUGGGCUCUCACAACAAACAGUUGAAAUCAAAGGGAAAGGCACUGAACUGAAGAUUUCAGUCCUUGAUCCGGCCAAUAGGAUUGUGAAACUGGGAGCUGUCCUACCAGGACAGACUGUGAAGAAAACCGUUUCCAUCAUGAACAACAGCCUCACUCAAGUCACGUUCAGCCAGUCAGUCCUGUUCUCCAUUCCAGAGCUCCAGGAACCCAAGGUCAUCACCUUGCUACCCUUCCAGAACAUCACCCUGAGGCCCAAAGAGGUCUGCAAGCUGGAAGUCACCUUUGCCCCAAAGAAGCGCGUGCCCCCCUUCUCCGAGGAGGUGUUCAUGGAGUGCAUGGGACUCCUGCGCCCCCUCUUUCUGCUCAGCGGCUGCUGCCAGGCCCUGGAGAUCUCCCUGGACCAGGAGCAUCUUCCCUUUGGACCAGUUGUAUACCAGACGCAAGCCACACGCCGCAUCCUCAUGUUGAACACGGGUGACGUGGGUGCCAGGUUUAAAUGGGACGUCAAAAACUUUGAGCCUCACUUCUCCAUCAGCCCAGAAGAAGGCUAUAUCACCGCGGGCUCAGAUGUGUCUUUCGAAGUGACCUACCACCCUACCGAGCUGGGGAAGGAGAGUCUCUACAAAAACUUGCUGUGCUUCAUCCAGGGCGGCACCCCUCUGAGCCUCACCCUGUCCGGCCUCUGUGUAGGACCACCUGCAGUCAAGGAGGUGGUGAACUUCACCUGCCAGGUACGCUCCAAGCACACCCAAACCAUCCUGCUGUCAAACCGCACCAACCAGACUUGGAAUCUGCACCCCAUCUUUGAGGGGGAGCACUGGGAAGGGCCUGAAUUCAUCACCCUGGAGGCCCAUCAACAAAACAAGCCCUAUGAGAUCACCUACCGGCCCCGCAACAUGAACUUGGAGAACCGCAAGCACCAGGGUACCCUCUUCUUCCCCCUCCCGGAUGGGACUGGCUGGCUAUAUGCUCUGCAUGGGACCACUGAACUCCCCAAAGCCGUGGCCAACAUCUUCCGUGAGGUGCCCUGUAAGACACCCUACACUGAGCUCCUGCCAAUCACCAACUGGCUGAACAAGCCCCAGAGAUUCCGAGUCAUUGUGGAAAUAAUCAAGCCAGAGAAGCCAGACCUCAGUAUCACAAUGAAGGGCCUCGAUUACAUCGACGUACUGUCCGGCUCCAAGAAAGACUACAAACUCAACUUCUUUUCCCACAAGGAGGGACUGUACAGUGCAAAGGUGAUCUUCCGAAACGAGGUGACCAGUGAGUUCCUGUACUACAUGGUGAGUUUCAGGGUCACCCCGUCCGGUGUCAUCAAGACCCUCGAGAUGACGAGCCCCGUCCGGCAGAGUGCCACAACUUCCAUCAAGGUGGAAAACCCCCUGCCCUACUCCGUGACCUUCGCCACCGAAUGCCGGGUGCCUGACAUCAGCCUGCCCUCCCAGUUCUCCGUGCCCGCCAACUCUGAGGGCACGUUCUCAUUUGAAUUCCAACCCCUCAAAGCUGGAGAGACCACGGGGAGACUGACUUUGCACAAUAGCGAUCUGGGUUACUACCAGUACGAGCUCAACUUGAAGGCGGUGCCAGCGCCCCCAGAAAAGCCCGUCCACUUCCAGACGGUUCUUGGCAGCAGUCAGAGCAUCUUCGCCAAGUUCACCAAUUAUACACGGCAGAAGACGGAAUACUUGUGCAAGACGGACUGCCCAGACUUCCACACGGAGAGAGUUAUCAGUGCAGCCGCUGGAGCCCAGGGCGGCACAGAAGUCAGCGUGGAGGUCUUAUUCGAGCCCAGCCACCUGGGUGAAACCAAGGGCAUCCUGACUCUGUCAUCAUUCAUGGGUGGGGAAUACAUCAUCCCCCUCUUUGGCAUGGCUCUGCCCCCCAAGCCCCAGGGGCCCUUCCUGAUCCGAGCAGGGUACAACAUCAUCAUUCCUUUCAAGAACAUCUUCUUCCACACCGUGAACUUCUCCUACAUCGUGGAGAACCCGGCCUUCACCGUGCGCGCCAUAGACACCACGCGGCCCAAGAAGAUCAACAACAUCACAGUCUUCUUCGAGGGAAACCCAUCGGGCAGCAAAACCCCCAUCACCUCCAAGCUGAUUGUCUCCUGCCCUCCUGGGGAAGGCAGUGAGACUGGGAUCAAGUGGGUCUAUUACCUGAAGGGGAUAACCCCUUAGUGACAAUCCUGUGGUGGCCAGAACCCCCCAAAGGCCGUUUCCUUGGCCUCGAGGGCUGUAUGUUGUCCUAGCCUGACAAUAGAGUGAGGGGAAACAUAAUAUUUCUAAGGGGGUUGUCAUCUUUUCAUCCUCAUUCAUAGAGCUGAGUAUUUCUUUCCUAUGUUUUCCAAAUGCAGUUAUGAAGUGUAAAUGUCCUGUCAGUCACUAGAGGUGCAUACACCCAGUAGAUUCUGAUUUCAUUCACUGAAUCCUUACAAGUCUCUGAAUCUUUUUUCCCUUGGCACAACUGCAAAGCUCAAGUGUUCUGCAGAAAUCUUCCUUUUGAACAAGAAAGGACAGGUGUCUUACCGUGCAGCACUAUGCAAUCUCUUUAUGCAGUCCAUACUGACUCAAAGAGCCCUUGGCCAUAACUACAUUGAUGUGAUAUUUUGUUGUGCUUUCUCAGUCAAGUCAGAGAAAUCAC
Messenger RNA from Ochotona curzoniae (black-lipped pika), 15845 nucleotides. It is a transcript of the gene HYDIN, whose product is annotated as HYDIN axonemal central pair apparatus protein. The transcript has 85 exons. Lineage: Eukaryota; Metazoa; Chordata; Mammalia; Lagomorpha; Ochotonidae. The record is from RefSeq and is a predicted model, not a curated record. The coding region runs from base 20 to 15382 and encodes 5120 amino acids. Gene Ontology annotation, cellular component: axoneme. Gene Ontology annotation, biological process: cilium movement; axonemal central apparatus assembly.